CGUUAGAGCUACCAUUGAAAGAUACAAGAAACACCAUUGCGAUUCCACAAACUCUGGCUCUAUUUCGGAAGCCAACACUCAGUUUUACCAGCAGGAGGCAGCCAAACUGCGGCGCCAAAUAAGAGAAAUACAAAUUUCAAAUAAGCAAAUUGUUGGAGAGUCUUUGGGAACUUUAAAUCAAAAGGAGCUUAAGAAUCUCGAAGGAAAAGUUGAGAAAGCCAUUGGAAGAGUCCGUUCCAAAAAGAAUGAGUUGGUAUUUUCUGAGAUAGAACUUAUGCAAAAGAGGGAGAUUGAACUCCAAAAUGCCAACAUGUAUCUUCGAGCAAAGAUAUCUGAGAUUGAGAGAGCACAACAGCAAAUGAAUGUGAUGGCAGUAGAUUCCGAGUACCAGCAGCCGCAGCAACCGUACGAUGCUCACAACUUUCUUCCCGUCACUCUCCUCGAACCUAAUCAACAUUACUCUCGCCACGACCAAACUGCUCUUCAGCUCGUGUAACAACACCCCUGGCAAUAAACUAUCAAGGCACUUCUAUGGUGUGUACUGGAUGGUUAUCUACAUUGUUUUCUUGCUUAUAGUUCUGUAAAAUCUCCUCUAUUCGCAUUGAACAAUUUAUUUUCCCAUUCAUCGGAUUCCAUCUAACUAGGUGCGUGUGCUUUCGAACUUCAAUUGGUACAGAGCUAAUGCUCUCUGCUAAUAUAUAUUCAAUGAGGUUGUUUCUUUGUUACAACAAGUAUAUAUGCCUUGAUAUAUUAUUCAAUCUGUCACAAAAAUAAGACCACA
Molecule: messenger RNA, 781 nt
Organism: Cuscuta epithymum
Lineage: Eukaryota; Viridiplantae; Streptophyta; Magnoliopsida; Solanales; Convolvulaceae
Source: the annotation of a GenBank genome assembly